Thlaspi arvense is the source of this 1085-nucleotide messenger RNA. NCBI's taxonomy places the organism in Eukaryota, Viridiplantae, Streptophyta, Magnoliopsida, Brassicales, Brassicaceae. The record is from the annotation of a GenBank genome assembly.
AAUUAACCAAAAGAAGACGUGAAGAUGAUCCUUUCUCUCCAUUAAUAUUUUUGUCUCUUUAUUUACCUCUGAAAACUGGAGACUAUAGUAAUUCUUAAAACGUAUAUCAAACCAAUAUUCAAGAACGUAAAACAUGUCCGAUCACCAGAAAAUCUAUCCGGUGAGCGACCCGGAAGCUCCACCUCCUCCGACGAAUCCAACGGCUCCUCUUGUUCCACGUGGCUCAUCAAGAUCGGAACACGGUGACCCCACAAAAGAAUCUCUUAGUCAAGCACCACUGGAUCCUCCUCCGAAAAUAAAGAAAAGAAGAAGCUGUUGGUGGAGGAGCGUGUGUUACACGCUCCUCGUUCUCAUUCUCCUUAUUGUCAUCGUAGGAGCGGCCGUUGGUAUACUCUACCUUGUCUUUAGACCGAAAUUACCGGAUUACAAUAUCGACCGGUUACAGCUCACCCGGUUUACUCUCAACCAAGAUUCAAGCUUGUCCACGGCGUUUAACGUCACCAUUACGGCCAAAAAUCCGAAUGAGAAGAUCGGUAUUUACUAUGAAGACGGAAGCAGAAUUAGCGUCUUGUAUAUGCAAACCAGACUUAGCAAUGGGUCGUUGCCGAAAUUCUACCAGGGACAUGAGAAUACGACGGUUAUAUUGGUAGAAAUGACUGGUUUUACUCAGAAUGCAACAGUUUUAAUGAUGACAUUGGAAGAGCAACAACGGUUAACUGGAAUUAUACCGUUGCGGAUUAGAGUUACCCAACCGGUUAGGAUCAAACUCGGGAAAUUAAAGCUGAUGGAAGUAAAAUUCUUGGUGAGGUGUGGUGUAUCCGUUGAUAGCUUGGCUGCUAACAAUGUGAUUAGGGUUAGGAGUAGUAACUGCAAAUUCAGGUUUAGACUAUAAUUUCAUUUUUUAGUUCAAAAUUAUUUUUCAUAUAUUAUUAAUCGGAAUUUGCAUUACAAUAUGGUGGGGUUGAGUGUCGUAGUUCUCCCCCCGACCCACGGGCACGAUCAUCUCUCCUUUACUUUUGGUUUUCAAAGAAUAAACAAUUUUGUUUCACACUUUGGACAUUAUUAAUAAAGAACAUACAUUUUUA